AUGCAAGCCAAAGUGUUGCAACGAAGUGGCUCCAUGGUGGCGUCCAGGCAGAAAAUUGAUUGGCCAAGGCCAGAGAAAAACCAUGAGGUCGAUGCCAAAGCAGAUCUUCGUGGAGUGCAUUGGCAAUUAAGCUACAUGACGACUGCGCCGGAGCAGUCUCAGACCAAGCAAGCAUACAUCAAGCAUCCAUCGUACCAGAGACGAGCCGCGGUCGAAAACGGUGAUGAUUUAAAAGCGUCUCACAUCGACCUCGCGUAUGGUGCGAACAAGUCAUGCAAGCACUGGGUGGCUGCCUUGACUGACGAAAUGUCCAGGAACCAGCACGAAAAGUUUAACUGCAAGAAGCCUCAAGGCGUGGACCCAGUGAAAAACUUUGCAUUAGGUCCCGGCGGCUUUUACGUCAAUGCUUGCUGUGCCUUGCCGCAGAUCCAUCCGCAUAGCAUUGAAGGAAAGAUCCGCAAUUGUUCGUUUGCCACCGGCUGGCGCAGUGCAGGCAUCCAUUUUACAAGGGUGCAGCAGGCAAUGUUACUGCUCCCAGCUUGGCGUCUCGUGGUUGAUGCGCUGCAAGACCACGAGGAAACCGUGCAGCAGGUCGCAGAGCAUUUGACGGAGGAGUCGCGUCUACUCGGUAGCUUUGCCGAAAGCUUCGGCUUCUCUCCAGAGGCGCCAGAGCCACUGCCAAGCACGGCAACAUACAUGGACUUCUUGGAAGACAUUGGAGAUUUCCAGCGAGGGGAUUACACGAUUCUGGAAUGCACCAUGCGCGCUCUGGCUGCCCUUUCGUCGAGAUUGCGGCUGCUGCGCUGGAUAAGCCACGCGCUUCUGGAUGCGAUUCCAGAGGUGGCGACUAGCGACAGCCCCAGCGCUAGAUGGUUGCAGUUCUGCGAUGCUGAUGGGCUCCGCAAUCUCGCUGCGCGGAUGGGCGCGGCACUAGAUGUGGCGGCAGGUAGAGGACUCUUGGAAAGACAAGCCGAGCUUGGCAGUCGCACCUACAUCCAGACCCUGCGCCACGAAUUUGAUUUCCUCAUGGAGUUCUGUGGAGGAACCACGCAGUCAUUGGAGGACCAUGCGCAUCUGCGGACGCUCAUGUCCGUAGCGCGGAUCACGCCCCCAAGGGUCUUGAUCGUGGCAGGGUCCGACAGUGGAGGCGGUGCUGGCUUGCAGGCAGACCUGAAAAGCUGCACUGCUCUCGGGGCCUUCGGCACAACAGCUGUCACGGCGCUGACUGCGCAGAACUCGCACGGGGUGCAGGGAAUCUACCCCAUUCCGAUUGAUUUCCUCCAGUCGCCACUCGCUGGGACAUGCUUCUACGCCUCUGUUGGUUUAGAUGGUUUGAAGAUCACUGGGCGAGACUCAGACCAACGGAAUAUGAAAGGGCACGGUACGCAGUCAUUCGAUCUAAUUAGCAGCGCUGCCUGUAUGUACUUGUAA
Messenger RNA from Symbiodinium pilosum, 1431 nucleotides. The record is from the annotation of a GenBank genome assembly. Lineage: Eukaryota; Dinophyceae; Suessiales; Symbiodiniaceae.